Molecule: messenger RNA, 3681 nt
Organism: Clupea harengus (Atlantic herring)
Lineage: Eukaryota; Metazoa; Chordata; Actinopteri; Clupeiformes; Clupeidae
Gene: gtf2a1
Product: general transcription factor IIA, 1
Biological process (GO): transcription initiation at RNA polymerase II promoter; transcription by RNA polymerase II
Cellular component (GO): transcription factor TFIIA complex
Source: RefSeq, a predicted model, not a curated record
GCAGCUCCAUCGCUCAGUAUAUAAAGGAGGACAACGACGGUGAGAGGACGGCUGGGACGGUGCAGCCCUGGAACUGUGAAUAAGACCGUAAACGUCUGUGUUUUAUUUGUAAAAGUUAUGCCGGCUACUUUUAAAAUAUUCACUUCAAUGUUUUAGAGUAUUUUUUUUGCUUUUGCUCUUUGUCCUCGCUUGUUUUUCGUGUGAUUUUACACAACGCUAAUAAUGGCGAGCUCGGCUAACUCGAACCCAGUGCCUAAACUUUACAGGUCUGUGAUUGAUGAUGUCAUCAACGAAGUACGGGAACUUUUUCUGGACGAGGGUGUGGAUGAACAAGUGCUUAUGGAGCUCAGAACGCUUUGGGAGAAUAAGCUGAUGCAGUCAAAGGCAGUGGAGGGCUUCCAUACAGAGGAGCAGCAAGCCCUGCAGGCACAGCAGCAGCAAGCCCAGCAGGUUCAACAGAGCCAGCAGCAGGCCCAGCACCCAGUCAUUCUGCCCCCCCAGCAGCAAGCUCCACAGCAGCAAGUCAUCGUUCAGGACCAAAAGAUCAUCCAGGCCGUGAAUGCAACAGGAAUGAGAUUUCAGCCCCGAGGUCCCCAGUCUAUGUGUGACUCUCCAUUCGUAUUUGUUCAUCAACCCGCCACUGAAAGAAGUGCAGCGGCCACCGCAGCCACACUAGCUUUGCCCACAGGUGUAGGACCCUACCAGCAGCUUAUCACCAGUCAAGGUCAAAUCCUGCAGGUGGUGAGGGCGGCGAACGGAGCCCAGUACAUCAUCCAGCCUCAACAGCAGAUGGUGCUGCAGCAGCAGGUCCUGCCCCAGAUGCAGCAAGGAGGCGUGCAGGCCCCCGUCAUCCAACAGGUCCUUGCCCCACUACAAGGGGGCAUCCCCCAGCAAACAGGUGUCAUCAUCCAGCCCCAACAGAUAGUCCUCGCCGGGAACAAAGUACAGCAGAACGCACAGGUCAUGCAGACGGCAACCAUGCAGACGGCAACCAUGCAGACGGCAACCAUGCAGACGGCAACCAUGCAGACGGCAACCAUGCAGACGCAGCCGGGCCAGGUGGCUGCACAGUUGCAGGUGCAGGCUCAGCCGCAACCCCAGCAGCCUCAACAGCAACAGGCUGCACAACAGCAGCCUGUCCAGCAGCAGCCUCCCAUGAUGCUGCAGGUGGACGGAGCCGGGGACACCUCCUCCGAGGAGGACGAGGAAGAGGAGGAUGAGUAUGAUGAGGACGAAGAUGAGGACAAGGACAAAGACGGCGGAGAAGACGGACAGGUGGAGGAGGAACCUCUUAACAGUGGCGAUGAUGUCAGCGAUGAGGAAGACCAAGAGCUUUUCGAUACAGAGAAUGUAGUUGUUUGCCAAUAUGACAAGAUUCACAGAAGUAAGAACAAAUGGAAGUUCACCCUGAAAGACGGCAUCAUGAACCUGAACGGGAGGGACUACGUCUUCUCCAAAGCCAUAGGGGAUGCGGAGUGGUAAGCAAAAUGCAGCAAUCCGAAUGAUGAGAAGACAAAAACAGAAAAAGGCGGAAUCGGAACACAAACAGCGGGGCAGCCAUCCAGAACUGUCUAGUCCCAAUGUUAAGACGCAUCAAGACCUGGGACUGUAUGCAUUUCAGUUGGUGUGUGUGGUGGGCAGGCCUGUGGGAAUACGAUGACCCCCCUUUACAAAAGAAAGAAAAAAAACGUUUGCAAUUCUCGCUAAUAGCAUCAACAUAUAUAUAUAUAUAUAUAUAUAUACACACACACACACACACACACACACACACACACACACACACACACACACACACACGCAACCAAUCCUCGAAUGCCAGUGACUGGCAGUUGAUUGCUAACAGAUCACACAAAGAGGAAAAGGUUCACAAAUCGCAAUUGUUUUCUCACUCGGAUCACCACCUCGUCAAAAUCGCGUUUUAAGAACAGAAAAAAAAAGCAUCUAUGGAUAGUGGACCAUGUUGAACUCACCCAUCCAGACCAUUAACAGGUUCGACCAAAAUAAAUAUUAAAUCAUUUUUUUUAAAAAGAAGAAAAAAAAAGAAGGCAGGAUGAGGAGAGUGACUUGAAGUAGAGUGACUUCAAGAGUGCCUGUGAAACAAGCACUAAAGUGAAGAUUAAGAUUAAGCCUUUUGAUUGCACAUUUCCUUUUAUCGGCUUCACAUCAGCACAUUCUGGUACUGCACCCCGUACUCUCGUUCUAUUCCUGCCACACAGUAAUGUGCCUAGUCUGUCCUGGUCCCCAGCCUACAAACCUUCAUGCCCUGCCAUUGUUUUAAAGGAUAGUUAAUAAAGGAAAUGACUUAACCCAGCGAACAAACACUACACGAAGGUGCCGAAGAAGAGCGAACUGUUAAUAUGUGAUUUUAGUAUAAAUGUUUGAGCAGUUAUAUAGCAGCGUAUCGGAUGAAUUAAGAAGACAAAGUUCUUGAUUUCCACAAUCGCCACCCCCACCCCCCUAAUUUUUUAAACAAGGAAUUAAAUAAACCAAUGAGAAACUUAGCUGUGUGUAAUUGGAGCUAGUGUCAAUUUUCAACCUGUCUGUGUUACCUGUCAACUUUUUAUUUCUCUCCCCUCUCCUGGAUUAAGUUCCUUGGUGUAGGCUGAAGUUUUUUUGCACUCUCGGUGGGUUUGCUGUGGCGCGUGCGUUUGCCCAACUGCAUGCUUUACCCAGAUGGCUUUGUGCGCUUGUGUGUCUUUUGUGCGUGUCAAGUCACUCAUCAUUCGUUAGCCUAAAACAACGAUGUCUGUACAAUGUUUUUGACACCUCACUUCCUCCAAUGUUACAAGAUGGUAGAGGCUGUUUUUUCCUUUUUUUUUUUUUUUUGUGGUAUUUAUUCCUGAAAGCUCAGGCACCAUCGUAAUUAUUUGGGGCGGGGAUGGGGUUACACACUGUACCAAACUGUGCUCUUACAAAAAAGGAAAGAAAAAAAGUGUUCCUUUUUCCUCUGUUGGCUGGACAAGACUUCAUCAUGUGCUCUACUGUCGAUUUCAGCCUAGUCUUGGGCGUUACUUUUAAUCAUGUUUUUCUUUUCUUUUACCUUUUUGAGUGGUUUAAUUUCAUUACCCGUCUACUCAAGUCACUGCCCUAAUUCGGGUGAGGGGUUACACUCUUGCUUAACUGUGAGGUCAAGGGAAAUCUACACCUGACAGGGACCACCCCACCCCCAGCCCCUACAUCACCAAGGUGAGGAGUUGGAUGGAACUGCAGGUCACUUCUCUGUGACUAAAUUCUUUGAAAGAUUUUAGAAUAGGUGUGCAAAUAAAUAUAUAUAAUUUUCUUUUUCCUCCAUAGUCCAGUACUUUCUCACUGUCCAUUUCUUAUUUGUGCCUUUUUGAUUUGUUUAAUAUCAGCUUACCGGCAAAUAAGUAAAGGAUGGUAUUUAAUGAUGCAGGUGUUUUAAAGAAACUGUUUUCUCUGCUUUGUUUUUAUAAUUGUUAAUGUACCACGCGUUUCAACUGCUGUCUGAAGAACUGUUCUGAGAGGGAAAUGUAUUACGUUUGUAUUAUUCACAAUACUGUUUUUGAAUCAAGAUUGCUCUUUGUAAAUGACUUGACCAUCUCUUGGAAGGCUGUGCUUUGAAUACCAAUAAUUAGAGAAGUUAGUAUUUUGUUGAACUGAAACCCAUUGAGUUUUUGCCUUUGCUAAACUUUUAAUUAAAGUAAUAUGGGAAAAAUAAAA